AUUUAUGGAAAGAAAGAGCUUCAGAAUCAGAAAGACAUCAUCAAGAGGCUAUAUGUCCCAAAGAUCAUCUACAAAAAACGCAGAACCCGCUUCUGCUCAACCAAAACUAAUAGGGCAUCAUCGUCACCUAUCAAUCCCAUCAGAGCUAAAACUACAAAAUCCUCAAUCCCCAAAAAGCAGCACUCAGCCGCCAAAAAACCCUCUAUUCCUCCAUCCUGGCUUAUCCCCAGCAGCCACUGCACGAAUUUUGGCGAACAAGGAUUCCAGCCCAGAAAUUCGAAAAAAAUACUUAUGAACCUAACUUAGCGACCCAGCGAGACCCUCAAAUCACCAAUAUGAUGCUCAAAACAUCAGAUUUAUAGGCUCUAAACAGUCAUUCAGGACGCAUCAGAGCGGAAGGUCGAUAAGCGGGUCAGGUCAGUGGAUUCGAGAGUCGAGGCAUAAAGCCAUAUCGUUCAAGCAUAAUAUAAAAGAUCUCAGAAAAUAAGAUCCUUACUUUUAACAGAGUCGAGCUUAAAGGAUUCAGAGAUUACCAAGAAUUCAAUGAGAAAGUCGACAAAAUGGUUGAAGAAGCGAUAAAAAAUAAGAAACAAAGAGAUAUUAAGAGAGGCAAAAUAACCCUAUCUGUGGUAAAACAUGCUAAAACUGAGAGAAGAGGCAAAGGGAGUAAAAUCAAUGAGGUCAGGAAUUUGAAGAAAAGACUAACUAAGACUAUUAUGAGGUAGAUUUAGGAGGGUAGGAAGUAUCAUGAUAAAAACCUUAGUAUG
Moneuplotes crassus is the source of this 767-nucleotide messenger RNA. Lineage: Eukaryota; Ciliophora; Spirotrichea; Euplotida; Euplotidae. The record is from the annotation of a GenBank genome assembly.